UCUCUCUCUCUCUUUUGUUGGUCGUCGGGGUCAACUGCCAUCUGACGCACUCAAGGUCGGACGCACGUCCUUGCAAGGAACACAGGACCAUCAACAUGGCAACGGCCACGGAGAAUGAUGAUUUGCCCCAGGGCUGGGAGGAGAUCUGGGAUCCUACCAUGCAAAAGAUGUUUUACGUCGACCACAACACGCAGACCACCACCUGGGUUCACCCAAACCACCGUAACAUGAGCGACAUGCUCCCCGAGGGCUGGGAGCGCGCUUGGGACAAUGAAUGUGGUGAUUACUAUAUUGAUCACAACACCUGGUCCACCUUCCUGCCGGAAGAGCUCAUGGCUCGUUUCCGUGAUCGUGAGAUGUGCCAGCGCAUGCUGGCCAUGCAUCGCGAGGAAGCUCGCCGCCUGAUGGAGCAACUUGAUCAGACAAUGCUCCGUCUCAAGUCUGCCGAUAAGCGCGAGGCCAAGCACCUCAAGCGGCGCGCCGCCGAGCUCCAGCGCAACAUCAACCUCAAAAUCAAGACCAUUCAGGCCUUUGAGGAAGAGAUGGAUCGCUUCCAUGUCGAGGAAGCCACAGCUGGCAUCGUGGCCGUGGAUAGCGCCAACGUUACCAUUCAGAGCACCGUCACUACUCCCAACGGUCGCGCCCCUCCACCUCGACAUGAGUUUGGCGCAGCGCAAACAUCCAACCACUUCUCCGUUGAUCAGGGCACCAUGCCCGCCAGCGUCGAAGCACAGGGUGCAGGCGUUGGCAUGGCCACUUUUGGAGCGGACCACAAGGUUGCUACCGUUGACGAGGGCACCAACCCGGACGAAGGUGCUACCCUGACAGCUUCAGGUGGUGGUAGCGGUGCCGGCAUGCGUGGAACCAGCGUUCACGGUAGCAAUGCCAUUCCUGCUAAUACCGACGCCUCUGGUUCUGGCUCAGGCUCAGCAACCAUGGAAGAUUCCGCCACCUUUACCACCUUUGGCGUGGCCACAACCUCGGCCUCGGGUGGCCCCGCGAGCGAGGCUGGAGCCGCCUCCGGAAAUGGCGGGGCCGACAUGGACAUUGGCGAGCCCGUGACCCCGCAAAAGGCCACCAACAAGCACCUCAAACUUGCCGAGAGCCAGCAAAUUCCUGACACCCCAGAAAUCAACAACAAGAUCGAUCUGCAGGACAUUGAGGAUUGGGACUAUUUGCACAAGGCCUUGAAGAACAACGAGUCCCUCUCCGACUGGGUCCUGCAGCAACCCCCCCAUGUGCAACGCAUCUUUGAACAUCGCCAAGAUGCCACCCAGGUCGUGCUGGCUCGUCGCCUGAUCAAGUUGAAGGAAUUGCAGGAGGAACAAACUCGCCUGCAUCGCCCCUCUAGCGUCCGCUACAACAUGAAGCACAAGAUCAACGCCUUCAACGAACUGAGCUCUCCCAAAAAGGGCCCGACUGUGUCGCACGCGUAGCGUGCCCAUGUCUCUUUGCUUGUGGAUAUGUGUAUACGUGAGCAUUUGUUUGUGCCCAUCACCCAAUAUGUGUGCUUCCAUUAAGAAGCGUAUGCAUGUGCGGGUGCCGCACGCGGCGUCCUCCUGUUUCCUGUGUGUACCCGUCACGUUUGAUGAGCCUUCCGAAAAGCCGUCCGUCUUUUGUUUUCUUCUUCUCUCCUUCUCCCGCUCUCUCUAUUUGGUCUAUUUCUGUGUUCAUUUCUCUAUUAUUGCAUCGAUCACGCG
Monosiga brevicollis MX1 is the source of this 1700-nucleotide messenger RNA. RefSeq lists its product as uncharacterized. The record is from RefSeq and is a predicted model, not a curated record. The transcript has 3 exons. Gene Ontology annotation, cellular component: cytoplasm. Bases 96 to 1436 code for a protein of 446 amino acids. Gene Ontology annotation, biological process: regulation of hippo signaling; negative regulation of organ growth; regulation of DNA-templated transcription. Gene Ontology annotation, molecular function: molecular adaptor activity; kinase binding. NCBI's taxonomy places the organism in Eukaryota, Choanoflagellata, Craspedida, Salpingoecidae.